This is a messenger RNA of Strongylocentrotus purpuratus (purple sea urchin), 1570 nucleotides long. RefSeq names its product post-GPI attachment to proteins factor 2. The transcript has 7 exons. Lineage: Eukaryota; Metazoa; Echinodermata; Echinoidea; Camarodonta; Strongylocentrotidae. Gene Ontology annotation, biological process: GPI anchor biosynthetic process. Gene Ontology annotation, cellular component: endoplasmic reticulum membrane; Golgi membrane. The record is from RefSeq and is a predicted model, not a curated record. Bases 328 to 1092 code for a protein of 254 amino acids.
GGACUACAUUCGUAGACUAAGCAUCAGCUGAUUAUAGUGUGGGUCCCCUAUUUGCCAAAAGACAAGGCACCCGCAUUGAUUGUCCGUAGAGUAUGCAUCCAGUAUAUCGUGCAUGACCAUCUCGUCGCGUCGCUAUCUGAAUCGAGCUCGAGCAAGCUGGAGACUGGAGACUGGAGACUGUGUGUUGUGCACUUCAAGAUAGGGAAGGAUGAAUUUACAUUAACGGAGCAGAUAUCUAAUCAUAAUUAUACCGAUCUCUCAUCUCUUGGACAAGAAAGCUUUUGUUCAUAAGAAACUUAAGCCAAAGCCCAAAGACAAUAUUGUAAAAUGGGGAUUGUCUCCGGCCCCAGCCGAUUCACCAGCAAUGGCAUCAAGAUUUCUCUUCCUGCGGCAGUCACUAUUACGUCUUGGAUCAUAAUCUUGGGGUUCAUGCUGAGCAUUCUGUGUGCUGUACUCAUCAACUUUGAAGAUACUACAGAGACUCAUUGUCAUGUCCCAAAUUUCCUCCCCUCUUUUAGCGCAGCCAUUGCCACAGCACCCUCAUCCUACAUAUGGCGGCUGACAGUGACGCUGAGUUCAGCCCAGAGAGUGACUGCAGUCUUCGGUCACUACUCCCUCUACUCUAGCCUACCCGAUUCCACAGGAUUAUAUCAGUUUCUAUGUCAGCUGUGUGCGGUACUAGAGAUGACAGAGAACCUGGCCCUCAUUGGGCUCACAUGUGUGUCAUCAAGAGAGUUAUAUGAAAUUCAUGAGAUGUUUUUUAUAACGUUCCAAGCCAGUUCCAUGUUGUACAUGAUGUUUAUGUGCCUCCUAUUCCGAAUGGCAACAAACCUUGGUCCAGCACCCACUGAAGGAGAGAGACACAUUCUCCAUAAAAAGCUUGCCCUUUUCUUCACAAACCUGGUGGCAUUUAUCUCUGCUAUGUACUUCUUCUUCAGACACAAUUGGUACUGUGAACCAGGAGUAUACAGCUUAUUUGCUUGCUGUGAAUAUCUGGUAGUCAUCACCAACAUCAUCUUUCACAUCGUAGUAUCGACUUACUUUGAAGAUAGAGAGCUGAGACUUGGAUGCAGGAUAAACAGCAAGAAAUGAACACUUAAAUGUGACUCUUCAAACAUCGAUGUCCACGCCCCAAUAUAACAUCAGGAAAGCAGCAAGAUGAUGGCAGCUGAACACAAAGUUAAGAAAAUUUGGUAACCAGUUUAGUUCGGAAAUAGCUCAAAUUUCUGGUGAAAUGUGUCAGUAGACUUUAAUGAUGAUAAUAUCAGGUAUGCACAUAUGCAAGGGUUGUGGAGGGAUGGAUAUUUGCGCUGAAACUACAUGUAGAUUACAAAAAUUAUGUUAUUUAUUGCCUCAUAUCUCAUUCAGGCAUGUGGUAGUGAACGGCUAUUUAAAAAAAAUACCACAUAAAUUAAACAAGAAAAGUAAUGUGCUUUACGUUUCUGUAUCUUACAACUCUCAGAUCAGUGAUUCAGUUUUCCUUCAUCAUUCAUUAGGCCUGAAAUAAAAACUUGUUGUAUUGCCCUUUGCGACCGACCCAAAAAUCUGAAAAUCUAUAGUUGGCAUUUUU